Messenger RNA from Triticum urartu, 1450 nucleotides. RefSeq lists its product as uncharacterized. The record is from RefSeq and is a predicted model, not a curated record. NCBI's taxonomy places the organism in Eukaryota, Viridiplantae, Streptophyta, Magnoliopsida, Poales, Poaceae.
GCCCGCAAAACACCCGGACGCAACCCGCUGUCUCAAAGUGUUUCCCCUCUCGGGUCUCAACCCCGGUAGGCAGAGCGCCAUAGCCACCGCGCCAUGGAGGACGGGGCCUCGGAUUUCAGCGACUGGGAGGUGCUAUCUGCAUCCUCGGGGGUCGGAGGCGAUGAGGCCGUCCUUGUGUCCGGGGAAGGCGGCGACGUCCUCCCCGACCACUUCGCCCUCGACUCCUCUUCCUCCACUGGCUUCUCCGGCGAGGGCACGUGGUCGGAGGCUGCCUCCGACGACGUGGAAAUUGAAUCCGGGUUAGGAUCAGUGGACAGAUUUGGUUCUGCUAUGCAAGAGCAGACGGAUCUUAUUGGGGUGGUGGAUUCCAGCGCACAGUUGCAAUUUGGCGGGAUUGAUGUGACUGCACAAGCCUCGCGGGCUUUUGGAGCCUCCGUGGCAUGUGGUGGGGGCGCACAUGAGAAGCAAACUGCGGGGUUAAGUUGCGGUGAGUUUGAUUCGAUUCCGCAAGCCGCGCUUCAAGGGUUGGAGGGAAUUUUGGACUCCGAUGCAACUGCCGUCGCCGGUAUAGGACUCCAGAUAGAAAUAUCAGAGAAUUCUAGUUUGCAAUUGGAAGAUGGAGGGGCUGAUGCCAUUUGCGAAAGCUCUGUUCUUCAAGCUGCUGCAACAAGCGAUGCAAUGCAGACUCUGCAGGAAGAGCUGGAGCAAGGGAAGGAUGCUAGUGCCGCUUCUGGCUGUGCUGAACCUGGUGGCGAUGACAAGGAUGGUUCUUCCCCUCUGGUUGCAGCUGCAGCUCCGGUCACCGGUGAUGGAGAGAGGCAAGUGGUUGUAUGGCGGAGGCUGCCGUUCAGGUUCAUCCAUUAUUGUGCUUGGAAAGUGAGUCCGGUUUGGCCGAUUUCCAUCGCUGCAGCGUUGCUGGGGAUAGUUGUGCUCGGGAGGAGGAUGUAUAGGAUGAGGCGCAAGACCCAGGGCCUUCCCCAGAUUAAGAUCGCAUUUGAUGAUAAGAGGGCCUCCCAGUUUGCAGACCGCGCAGCACGUCUCAAUGAGGCCUUCUUGAUCGCAAAACGUGUACCCGCUCUGAGAACUUUGCCUGGUGUUGCACUCCCCUGGUCAAUGAUGCAAGAGAGAUGAGUCAGCCUUCUUGAAGCUUCAUAAAAAGAUCUCCCUGUUGGAUUAGCCAACAGGAAUGUAUGAUAAAAACAAAAUUUUAAUAAGAACAUCAAUCUGGAUUGGGCAUAUCUUGGUAGUGUUUUCCUGGUGAAGCAUCGAGGAUGUUGAUGUCUAUGUCGAUGCCUAAUCAGAUAUAUUUACUAUUAGCCUAGUGCACUACAACAGUUUUUGUCUUAUGUUUUUUUAUUCAUGUUUGGUAGGUUUUAUAAAUCUGUAUGAGUCCUAAAUGUGCCAUUACUCUGGACAUAUGUUUUAUCUAUGUGGGUGCUUUACUUUUUUU